GGGCAGACGGCCGCCGACACUCCCAUUCAUACUGCCACGGGCCACUACUUGCGUCCUGUGAAAAGGCUGGUAUUGUUAUAACCGUUUUCUUGAUCUACAAGAAAAUUCAUAUUUGCAGAGAGAUUUACGCCAUUGUUCUCCUUGAGUUCAGGGUUUUAACAAUGCUCCUUCGGAAAGACAUCAAAAAGAUGCCCGCGUAGUUAGCAUGAUAAUAGAGCUCAAAGCGUCGAGAAAUUCCAGAAUAUAUUCGAGGAGCCUGGUGUUAGAGCACAUAAUUCUGUGGCCAGUUCUAUUACUUUACAAAGCAGAAUACGAGAUACAACACGCCCAUUUUUCAAAGAUCUAGAUUCAAUACACGAUGCAAGAUGAGGGACCGCAAAUUACCCGAUGAUGAAUAUAAUCGUAGGCUACACAUCUAUGCCGAAACCCCGGGUCUUCAACAGCCGGUACUAGUCCCAGCCUCAGAAAAAGAGCUCAACGCCCCUCGACCCCCACCAUCAUCAGCAUUACCCGCUCAGGGACACAGUAGUAUACAGACACACCCCUAUGCUAGGAUUCCAGCCGCUAACUUUGUGGAAGAAGAGGAGGAAGACGUUGACUUGCCGUCAUCAACCCCAGUCACAGGUCAAUCGUCGUCGUCGGCAUCCUCCAUAAUUUCUCCGGGGACGUCAAGAAGCAAUGGUUUGACGAAUGGCAAGACUGUUGGACAAGGUCGAGAUCCUAUUUACGCCGAGUUGGAUCAUCGACAUUCAGAAGAUGACAGAACGGAAAAUGCUUCGGAAGGCAUUACGAAAAAUAAAGCAGCCAGUAUUCAUUCAUCAACACCGUUACGAACAUCAGAUGUAAUUCUUAAUCCGUCUGAAAGUACAAGCGAUGGUCGAUCCCGAACAGUUUCACCUCAACCACUAUCGAAACGGCAAGCACCUUUGCCAGGGUCGUCAAUCGCGAAGAAAUUAGACUUGACUCAAGGGUCAGGACCUCAUUCGAAAACAAUAAGGACACAUACACGACUUGAUGCAAGUCUUGAAAUCCCAGCGACACCACGUCCGAAAUAUUCAGGGACGGAAAAGAAGGAUGACAACGGGAUACUGCUUAUACGGAAAACGGAGCAUAGUUCCGAGGUUAAAGAGACGACGACGUCCUCGACGAAGAAUGAAAAUGAUGGCGUCGUCACCAGGCCCAAUGGUUCAGGUGGCUCAGGGAUCACUCUGACUCGCGUCAGGAGUAUAGAUGGUCAACCGACAAUGGCUCUUAGAGAGGGCGACGGCGAGGGUGAAGCCCAGAUUGCAAUGCCAGUCGAUCCUGAAUUCGACGCAGGCAUGGCUGUCAUAAAAAAGAAACAAAGGUUCCGAAGAAAUAUGAUCUUCAUCAUUUCAUUUCUUAUGAUACUUCUAAUCGUCGUCGCUGCUGUCAUCAUCUCUCUCGUCAUCGUCACCAAAAUGGGAAGGUUUUGGUAGACAGACUGACACUGAAAGAAUGAUAGGUGACCAGAGAGGGCAGUGUUCAACUUCUGAGUUUCCAGCCUGAGAGAGUUCUUCACAAAUCCAGAAAGCUUCUUCCAUGACUGACUGAUUAUUCCUGCCGUGAUGACCUGCGUCUGAAUCCACCAAGCAAGGAUGCGAGCAUGGAAUUCA
Messenger RNA from Lytechinus variegatus (green sea urchin), 1634 nucleotides. RefSeq names its product endochitinase A1-like. The record is from RefSeq and is a predicted model, not a curated record. The transcript is spliced from 5 exons. Lineage: Eukaryota; Metazoa; Echinodermata; Echinoidea; Temnopleuroida; Toxopneustidae. Bases 366 to 1457 code for a protein of 363 amino acids.